CUCAACAUUUAAACGUCAAUUCAAAAUAAAACACGGGCACAGUACGACGUUAGCUAUUCGUUAAAAUUAAUUCUUGCCUGAUAGACAACUUGUGACUUCUGUCUCGCAAUUCUUGUUUAGAGUCAAACAGGACUUAUUUGUUUGUGAGAUAUUUAUUCCGCCCCACCACAAUUCCUAGGUGUAACAUGGACGGUCCCGCAGGACCAUCUCCAUGUCAAAAUGAACAGAGGAUGAACAGCGAAGCGAUGAAGAGGCUCGGGGCUGACGACUCCGGUUGUCAUUGUGACAGGACGCAGCCCGAGGUCAAGAUUAAGAGCAAACGAUACGGAAGAGGCGCUGUUGAAUCAGGAUUAACACACGAAUGUGGAGUUUUUGGGGCGAUAGGCACAGGAAAAUGGCCGACUCAGGUCGACAUACCGCAAGUCAUAUGUUUGGGACUGGUGGCAUUGCAGCACAGAGGACAAGAAUCUGCGGGCAUAGUGACGUCAGAGGGUGUGAGCGCCCGCACGUUCAACUCGCACAAAGGAAUGGGGCUCAUUAACAAUAUAUUCAACGAUGAGGCCAUGAAGAAUCUAAAAGGCAACCUUGGGAUCGGCCAUACCAGGUACUCCACGUCGGCGGCCUCCGAGGAGGUGAACUGCCAGCCGUUCGUGGUGCACACGGCCCAUGGCGCCCUCGCGGUGGCACAUAACGGGGAGCUGGUCAACUGCAGUAGCCUCAGGAGGAUGGUCCUUGGCAGAGGAGUAGGUUUGUCCACGCACUCGGACUCCGAGCUGAUCACGCAGGCGCUGUGCCUCAAUCCCCCCGAGGGGGAGAGCGACGGCCCCGACUGGCCCGCCAGGAUCAACCAUCUCAUGAGGCUGGCUCCUUUAAGUUAUUCGUUAGUGAUAAUGCUGAAAGACAAGAUCUAUGCGGUCCGCGACCCUUACGGGAACCGGCCGCUGUGUCUCGGGAAGAUUUUACCUCUCGGAUCCUCGUAUAUCUACAAAAAGUCAUCGGCGCAGCAUGAAGCGGUUCUAAUGAACGGCUGCGCUAAGAAUGGCGUGGACGACAGAGCCGAGGGUUGGGUCGUCUCCUCCGAGUCAUGUGGAUUCUUAUCAAUAGGCGCCCGCUACGUCCGCGAGGUGCUCCCCGGGGAGAUCGUGGAGAUGUCGAGCCACGGGAUCCGCACCGUGGACGUGGUGGAGCGCCCCGCCGGGAACCACCAGGCCUUCUGCAUCUUCGAAUACGUCUACUUCGCCAGAGCGGACAGCAUGUUCGAAGGUCAGAUGGUGUACUCAGCGCGCAUGCAGUGCGGGCGCAUGCUCGCCCGGGAGAGCGCAGUGGACGCCGACAUCGUGUCCUCCGUGCCCGAGUCCGGCACGGCAGCCGCGCACGGCUACGCACGACAGUCCGGCAUUCCGUUCAUGGAGGUUCUGUGCAAGAACCGGUACGUCGGGAGAACGUUCAUUCAGCCCUCAACCCGGCUGCGGCAGCUCGGCGUCGCCAAGAAGUUCGGCGCGCUCUCCGAGAACGUGAAGGGGAAACGGAUUGUGCUCAUAGACGACUCCAUAGUCCGGGGGAACACCAUCGGACCCAUCAUCAAGUUGCUCAGAGACGCGGGGGCCGCUGAGGUCCACAUAAGAAUAGCGUCGCCGCCGCUGAAGUACCCGUGCUACAUGGGCAUCAACAUUCCAACCCGCGAGGAACUCAUCGCCAACAAAAUGGACUCCUUCAAGCUCGCGGAGCACGUUGGCGCGGACAGUCUGGAGUACCUGUCGGUGGAGGGUCUGGUGAGCGCCAUCCACUACAACAUGCGCACGCCCCCGGACGGCGUGGGCGGGCACUGCACGGCGUGCCUCACGGGCGACUACCCCGGCGGGCUGCCCGACGACGUCGACUGGUGAACUGCGACGCGGCGGCCCACAUCUCACCGAACUUCACUUCUCGUCGCGACUAUAGUAGAAUUAUUUUGUCCGUGCAGUUUGGGUCAUAAAACAUAACCCGGCUAGGGCGGUGAGCAUGUUGCGCGGGCGCAACGCCAUUAUCGAUA
Messenger RNA from Bombyx mandarina (wild silkworm), 2032 nucleotides. Its product is annotated as amidophosphoribosyltransferase. NCBI's taxonomy places the organism in Eukaryota, Metazoa, Arthropoda, Insecta, Lepidoptera, Bombycidae. Gene Ontology annotation, molecular function: amidophosphoribosyltransferase activity. Gene Ontology annotation, biological process: purine nucleobase biosynthetic process. The record is from RefSeq and is a predicted model, not a curated record.